Orussus abietinus is the source of this 844-nucleotide messenger RNA. RefSeq names its product diamine acetyltransferase 2. The record is from RefSeq and is a predicted model, not a curated record. The transcript is spliced from 4 exons. Gene Ontology annotation, molecular function: N-acetyltransferase activity. Lineage: Eukaryota; Metazoa; Arthropoda; Insecta; Hymenoptera; Orussidae. The coding region runs from base 423 to 821 and encodes 132 amino acids.
UCCGUCGUGAUAAGAGGUCGUUAACUGUUAAAAGAAUGGCAAGGAACAUGAUGCAACGUUCAUUUUUUUAUUAGACUUCCUAGUGUACUGUAGUUUAUGCAAAAUGUCCCUUGAAUUUUAUUUUAACUACGAUUUAAAAGGAAUGAAGAAAUCUAAUAAUAAAUGGAAUACAUAUUUCGCGCGCUUAUUCUAUCUUAUCGUGACUACGUAAUGCAACUGAUAAACACGCCCAUUGUUAAUGAUAUCACUUCUUAAGUUUACAAUUAAAGAGUUACAGACAAUUAAAGUUAAUCGAAGUCAGUGAGUGUAAUACUCGAUAAAGAAAUGGAAGGAAGUGUUACAAUAAGGAAAGCAAGGCGGGAAGACUGCAAAGCCAUUAUAGAGCUAAUUCAGGCAAUUUUGAACUUGCCGAUUUCGAAAAGAUGCCGUAUGGUCCUAAAAUAAAUCACGAAGCACUGGAAAGAGAUGGGUUCGAUUCGGAGCAGCCUUUAUUUCAGUGCUAUGUUGCUGUAGCCGAAGAAAAAGUAAUUGGUUAUGCUCUGUAUUAUUUUGUUUAUUCAACUUGGACUGGUAAAGAAAUGCUUUUGGAAGAUCUAUGUGUAGCAAGUAAUUAUCGGAACAAAAAUGUUGGGAGUAUGUUAUUUCAAACAGUUGCUAAGACUGCAGUUGAUCAAAAUUGUCACCGCAUGGAUUUUAUAGUUUUAAACUGGAAUCCUGCGCAGGACUUUUAUAAGAAAAGAGGUGCAAUUGAUAUAACAAAAGCAGAGGGAUGGCAUCUUUAUCGUUUAAAUGAAACUGCUUUGAAAGAAUUAAUUCAAUAAAUAGGAAGGAACGGUGUAAAAUA